Enterobius vermicularis (human pinworm) is the source of this 759-nucleotide messenger RNA. Lineage: Eukaryota; Metazoa; Nematoda; Chromadorea; Rhabditida; Oxyuridae. The record is from the annotation of a GenBank genome assembly.
AUGCUAUAUGUGGAUGAAGCAUGUCGGAGUUUUUUAUGCCGUAUAGCACUUACUGUGGUUUUAAUACGAGCCGGAAUUGGUGUAGAUUUAGACGCAGUAAAAAAAACCAAGAGCCUAAUUUGUCGUCUCGGCGUAGUCCCACCAAUUGUUGAAGGGGUUGUAAUUUUUGCUCUGGGAACAUUAAUUUUACCGAUGGAUCUAAAAAUGCAGUUAUUGUUCGCCAUUAUCUUAGCACCAACGUCACCAGCAGUUGUUAUACCGACAAUGUUGGGUUUUAUGAAAAAAGGUUACGGGACACUUACGGGGACGUCAUCGGCGAUUAUUGCGUCAAGUACCAUUGAUAACAUCAUUUGUAUUGUUGCCUACAACGUUCUUGUAUCAGUAGUUUUUUCAUCAGUGCUGUUACGAUACGAAUUUUCGAUACAGUUUACUGCCGCGGUACUUGGUGUCAUCAUUGGAAUCUUUGGUGGCUUUAUUUUUCGAAUACAUCCACAUAUCGGUUCCAAUAAUUUGCAUAUUGUACGUGCUAUAUUACUAUUUUCGGUAUGUGCAGCAUUGAAUUUUGUCAGUCUAGCAAUUGAAAUGUCGACAAUGGGUGUAAUUGCAACAGUUCUGAUGAGUUUUACGGCAUCUAAUGGUUGGAAAAAAACUAUGGAAUCCAAAUUUUACCAUGAAGCAGAAAUAUUCACAUUUAUUUGGGACUAUUUUGCUGUCCAAAUGCUGUUCAGCCUUAUUGGUUUUCAGUUUCAACUAAAUCAA